Molecule: messenger RNA, 1373 nt
Organism: Alternaria rosae
Lineage: Eukaryota; Fungi; Ascomycota; Dothideomycetes; Pleosporales; Pleosporaceae
Product: Cenp-O kinetochore centromere component-domain-containing protein
Exons: 1
Coding region: 75-983 (302 amino acids)
Cellular component (GO): Mis6-Sim4 complex; kinetochore
Source: RefSeq, a predicted model, not a curated record
GUCACGUGUUAGCGCGUUUCUAUGCGUUCCAAUCUGGACACCGAUGCGCCUCCGCGACAAUACACUGCUUCACCAUGGAGACCUCCGAACAGCUCGACGAGGACAUUAGCCAUCUUCAUACCCGACUAGCGACACUACAUGCCCACCGUGCGAACCUAUCCUCCGUCCUACUGUCGCAACCCCACCUCGCAGCGCGCCUUCAAAGCACCAACACAGAUAACAAACCCGCGAAUGACGCCAAUGAUGUCAUCACAAGGCAGUCGAAACGCAACCUCGAAAACGUCUACCGCGCCUGCGCCGGCGUGACUGCAUACAAAGUCAAAGAUCCCGACCCGCAUGCGCUGAAUGACGGCAACAUCCUUGGAGUCAGUAUAGACGUAGCACUGCGAGGCAGAUUCGUCGAGACGUACCAUGUCUUACUGAGCGUCAAACAAAAACAUGAGAGGAGAAUUAUGAAGAUACACAAGCACACCAUCCCGCCGUGUAUACCUCUGCAGCACCUGUCGGACAAGUGGCUACCUGCGAGCGGCAAAGACGAAGAGAACGAUCCGGAGCAAGACCUCGUGCGAUUCGGAAGACUACUGAGGAAGGAACUCGUGAGCUGGCAUCUGCGCGUCAACGCGGUGGAAGAACUACGGAAGGAUGCUGGUCUGGCACAAUCGAAAGAGGAUAGUGAAAACGACAGCUUCGCAUCCACUGGAAAGAUUCUGAACGCUUUUGUGAGCGACGACGAGGCCAGCUCAGACAUCGAGCAAGGCGAUGCCGAUUUCGGGAGCGCACGCAUCUUGGACAUUGAAGUCGAUGCUGCGAUCAGGCAGGUUACCGUUGUCUGGUCCGACAGACGGACAGCAGUCAUGACCAUUACCAAAGACGGCAGGGUCGAGAGAGCCGUGUGUAGAACAAGAGAUGGGGUUCGAGAUGCCGUCUUGAGCAGAAAGGCCGUGGGGCCUCUAACUGGCUUGGUCCGGAGACUGCGGGCAUGAAUGAGAGAGGUUCUCACCAGACAUUAUGGGUCUCUACGAAGGUCUAGUGGUCUCGGAUAUGCUGAGCGUGGCGUUUUAUGAUUGUUAUGAUACCCUUUGAUAGCAGGUCGUUCAUCGUCAUCGUCUGCAUCAACCCUUUCCCUCCUUGAGAAUGACAUACGUGCGCGUGUUUACUUCUGAACGCGCAACCUGAUGCCAUCGUUAUCACUAUGCUCUGAGUCCAUGGCGAUGAUGCGGGCGAAUGGUGGGCGUUUCGUUGACCUGAUACUGUCGAGCUGUAAUCUUGAAGUGGUGUGGAGAUGCUACAGUGCAGUGGAAGGCUGAACGUGCACUAGCCACGCCACUUUAACGACUGGUGACACGAGCCAUCCUUCCUCCUUUAGAACGAAC